Molecule: messenger RNA, 1606 nt
Organism: Mauremys reevesii (Reeves's turtle)
Lineage: Eukaryota; Metazoa; Chordata; Testudines; Geoemydidae
Gene: SLC51B
Product: solute carrier family 51 subunit beta
Exons: 7
Coding region: 177-1064 (295 amino acids)
Biological process (GO): bile acid and bile salt transport
Cellular component (GO): plasma membrane
Molecular function (GO): protein heterodimerization activity; transmembrane transporter activity
Source: RefSeq, a predicted model, not a curated record
AGCGUUGGACUUCUCGGUGGGAGGCUCAACAAAGCUGCGAAGGAUCAAAUAGGCCACAGAGACUAAACGAUCACCGGACACAAUCCCUCCAGCCGGGACUGAGGCACGCUGGUGGUGGGACAAACAGGCUGAGUUUCCAAGUACCAUACUUCAAAGAAGCCCUCUCCAUUUUCAGAAUGGUACCAACAACUAUGAAGUCACUCUGGAUAAUCCUCUUUCUACUGAUGCAAGGCACACGGGGUUUUCUCAUUCAAAACGCUCAAGUCAAGCUGUGUUUACAAGCCAGCACGACAGAUGAGAACUUGCUUUUAGAGGACUGUAAUCCCACUUCCAAGUUCCAACACUGGUCUUGGCAAGACAAUUCCUUGAUCAAUCAAGGCACCAGGAAAUGUCUGUCUACAGAUGGAGCCAACAGCGUGCGGUCAAGUCCCUGUGAAAGUGCAGCACAUGCAAACUGGGAGUGUGUUAAUUUCACGCUGCACUCAGUGGGCAGCACCCAUAUGUACCUGACUGCAGAUAAGAAUAAAGCUGCUCUGGCGAACACAAAAAGCCCAAGUUCCCGAUGGCGAGUCAGUAGGGGGCAGAGCGUCUGUGAUCAGAAGCCAGCAAAGGCAGAGGGCGGUAGAUAUUUCGCUAUGCCUCUUACCAGCACACAAAUGCAUGACGAGGUAGAAGGCAAUCCCGCUCCUGGAAUGCCUAUGUCUCAAGAACAACUACAGGAGAUGGUGUGGUUUUUCCGGACUGGAGAUUCAUCCACGUGGAAUUACUCCAUUCUAGUCCUGUCCUUGGUGGUUCUGUUUCUGGGCUUCCUCCUUCUGGGAAUAAAUAUCAUGGCAAACAGAACUAGAAAGAUUACCCUCAUGUAUGAACAAGCUGCCGAAACUGCCAAACCAGCUGAGCCGGAAGCCAAGCCACCCUUUGUGGAUUUGAAGGAAGAUAAUAACUUGAAUCCUUUAACACAAGAUUUGCUGCCGAAAGGACAAAGACCAGGGGAGGUUUUGGUUCAGUGGAAGGAUGGCAACGUGACAGCCCUGUAUGCAGACAAGCCAGAGGAGGACAUGUAACGGCGAGCGCAAUCUGAGCCUAGACCCCAGACAAAUAUUUCAGCAAGUGUCAUGUAUCUAAAUUCAUGCUGCCUGGAGCUUGGGAAGUUAAGCACAGUUUAUCAAGGGGAAUAAAAAGAAAUGGCAGAGGAGAUUCCUCAGCAUGAGCCGCUCUUGACUCAGAUAAUCUGGUCUGGUCCCACCUGCUUUGAUGCCAAUAUGGCCUGAUCCUUACCUGCUGCUGUCAUUUGGUUCCAAGGCUACUCUUACAUGCCAGCUUUGCCCACCCUCUCUCAGCUGUCACUUGCUUCCACUGCAAAACAAUUAUAUGAGCCAAACCAGGCAAGGAAGGGGGGAGGAUUUUACUGCGGUCAGCCGGGGAACGCGUGCUUUUAAAAAAAACUCUGUGCAGGUUCAUCGAGAAAACGCUGAAGCUAAGCAGAUGUGCUGACGCUUCGUCAAAAGUUGCCUUUAUUAAAAUAUUUUCCAAAGUAGUUGAUUGAAAUUGCGUAAUUAUAGAUACAUGACUUUACUCUGCAGAGAAGUGCAACUCCAUACAGAAG